CACGUUGCAAACAGUUAUUUAUCCAUGAAUUUGCUUUGAAAUCUAUGUCGAUUGUUGACCGUCGGAUCCAUGUGGUUGCUCUUUCCAUCAAAGUCGGUUGUCAUCAAAAUGACGUGCCGAAAUUAUAGGAACGUGCGCAGAAAUAUAACCAUGCGGUGGCAGCACAAGUGACCAUCGACUUUGGGCUGCUACGUAAGGAAACAGAGCAAACGAUGGAAGCGGCGGUGGCGGCCGCCUUCGACGCCCACUCCGAAGUCGCCGACGCCCUCACUGGCUUCCUCUCCGAGUCCUCCCACUUCCUCCUCGACGACUUCCUCCACGCUUCGGAGUCCUCCGCCGCUGGCAUCCACCCGUCCUUCUCUGCCCCCUCCUCCCUCUUCGCCCCGCUACCACUUCACGAACCCAGCGGCAGCGGCCUCCUCCAGCAUUGGCCGAAGCGCCACCGAAGUUGCGACGACCUGCGCCACCACCAACUCCCGACGCCGGCGAGGGAGGAGCGGACGGAGCUGUCGGCGCAGAGCCGGGCGGCACGGGCGAGGAGGAAGAGAAUCGCGGAGAAGACGCAGGAGUUGGGCCGGCUGAUCCCCGGCGGGAACAGGAUGACGACGGCGGAGAUGCUGCAGGCCGCCGGCGGCUACGUCAAGUUCAUGCAGGCCCAAGUCGGCCUUCUUGGGCUAUUAUUCACCGGCCCAAUUAAGAAUUGGGCUGCUCCACCGGAGACAGAGAGAAAGGCCCAAGCUCUGGUAUCAUCGCCACGUGUCCAAGAAAAAUUGGCUGCGGAAGGGCGGUGCGUGGUGGCGAAGGAGUUGGUGAUGGUCAUGGCCGAGGACAAGGAGAUCAAGUCCAACUUGACCAUAGCUCGCGAUCUUAAUCGGUUCAUCGAGUCGAUCAAUAUCGGACUACGUUAGGGUUUUUGUUUUUCCUUGAAAAAAGAAUUGUCAAUUUAAUUCUGAAAAUUAUAUUCCAUGUAUUUGUUUUUGUGUUAAUUUUAUUAAUAUUAAUGUU
Messenger RNA from Zingiber officinale, 1005 nucleotides. RefSeq names its product transcription factor bHLH52-like. NCBI's taxonomy places the organism in Eukaryota, Viridiplantae, Streptophyta, Magnoliopsida, Zingiberales, Zingiberaceae. The coding region runs from base 213 to 908 and encodes 231 amino acids. Gene Ontology annotation, molecular function: DNA-binding transcription factor activity; protein dimerization activity. The transcript is spliced from 2 exons. The record is from RefSeq and is a predicted model, not a curated record. Gene Ontology annotation, biological process: regulation of DNA-templated transcription.